GGCAGCCCCUCCCACGACUCCGACGAGGGCCUCCAGAUGAUGGAGAUCAAACGCGAGCCUACCCAGACCACGACCAUCAACAAGGUUCCUCGUUCCACGUCGCAGCCCAUACGCACCCGAGCAAGGCCCAGCCGCCACGGGGCCCCCGCGCUCUCCCCUCGUACCACACGCCGCACCAUGCUGGCGAUCGAGCUCACCGAGUCUGUUCGCCGCGGCCUGCUCUGGGAGAGGCACCAAAAGACCAGGACGGCGAAUGCUGUGCUCAAGAGGCGACACUCCUCG
This is a messenger RNA of Microdochium trichocladiopsis, 282 nucleotides long. RefSeq lists its product as uncharacterized. Gene Ontology annotation, biological process: negative regulation of transcription by RNA polymerase II; regulation of nitrogen utilization; mitochondria-nucleus signaling pathway. The annotation marks the transcript as partial. Gene Ontology annotation, cellular component: cytoplasm. Lineage: Eukaryota; Fungi; Ascomycota; Sordariomycetes; Xylariales; Microdochiaceae. The transcript has a single exon. The record is from RefSeq and is a predicted model, not a curated record.